AUGGGCCUCCCAGCAAACGAGGAUGAAACUCCAAAAUCCGGAGUACAACACAUCGAGCAGAACGAUGCCGUUACUGAUGCCAUAAAGGCUGUUGAUCAUCGUGAUCUAGAGCGUAUCGAAGAGACACAGCCUGGUGCCUUUGUGUGGCUCUGUGCUGCUGCAACUGCCAUCGGUGGCAUGUUGUUUGGAUACGACACUGGUGUAAUCUCUGGAGUUCUAGUCGUCCUCGGCACAGACCUUGGCGGCAAAGAGCUUACCCAUUCAGAGAAAGAGCUGGUCACGGCCCUUACUGCAGCUGGAGCCUUCAUCGGUGCCAUUAUUGCUGGUAUUACCGCCGACAAGUAUGGUCGUAAGCCUGCUAUCUGGUUUGCAUCAGUGCUUUUCACCAUAGGCGCCCUCAUCCAGGCGACAUCUUACACAGUUGCUCAGAUGUCAGUUGGAAGAUUGGUCAUUGGUCUUGGCGUUGGAUCUGCUUCCAUGAUUGUCCCACUCUACAUCGCCGAAAUCUCGCCUGCAAGAUUCCGAGGUCGUAUGAUUUCUGUCGACAUGAUUUUCCUCGGAAGUGGAUCAGUCCUUGCGUACGCAUUCGACGCUGCCUUUUACACGACACCGCAUGGAUGGAGGUACAUGGUAGGAAUCGGUGGUAUCCCUUCCAUCAUACUCGGUGUUCUUCUGUUUUGGUGCCCUGAGUCACCUCGACAACUGAUGUUCCAUGGUCGGCGUGAUGAAUGCAUUCAGGUGUUGCGGCGAAUCUAUCCAAACGGAACGGAGGACGAACUUGUCGACAAAGUCACUUCCAUUGAGCGCGGAGUCAAUCAAGCCAAAGCCCUAAACGAGGAAAUCUCACUCCGCAAAUCCGUCACAAGUCUAUGGACCGUCCCAGCAAACUUGCGAGCAGUUAUAUGUGCGUGCGGUCUCAUGGCCUUUCAACAGCUGUGCGGGUUCAACACUCUUAUGUAUUAUUCGAGCACUUUAUUCGACAUCGUCGGCUUUUCGAAUCCUAUUGCUGUAGGAACCGUUGUGGCAGGAACGAACUUCAUUUUUACCGUACUCUCUAUCUUCCUCAUUGACAGAAUCGGCCGUCGAAGAAUCUUGAUAUGGACAAUGUGGGGCAUGCCGGUUUGCCUCGCAGUUGCAGCUAUUGCGUUCCAUUGGAUCCCGUUAGACCGAGACACUCUCAAACUUACCACUCAAGAGGUUGGCUGGCCUGCUAUUCUAGUCUUGGUCGCCAUGAUCAUGUUCGUGGCAUUCUAUGCAGCUGGUCUUGGUUGCGUGCCCUGGCAAGCCAACGAGUUUCUCCCGAUGGAAGUUCGAGCUAUGGGCACGAUGAUGAUCAACAUCUUCAAUUGGGGUCCUAACAUCGUCGUCUCGUCGACAUUUCUGUCAAUGAUGCGCGGAAUGACACCAUCAGGCACAUUUGGCUUCUAUGCGGGGUUAUCAUUCCUUGGCUGGGUCUUUGUGAUCUUCUGUUUCCCUGAAGCAGCGAACAUGACGUUGGAGGAGAUUCGUGUCGUCUUCGAACAUGGAUUUGGAGUAAGAUACGCGGAAGAGUGGAGGAAACAAAGGAAGUUGGACAUUCAGGCUCGUAAAGAAGCUUCGGUGUGA
Molecule: messenger RNA, 1605 nt
Organism: Colletotrichum truncatum
Lineage: Eukaryota; Fungi; Ascomycota; Sordariomycetes; Glomerellales; Glomerellaceae
Product: myo-inositol transporter
Biological process (GO): myo-inositol import across plasma membrane
Cellular component (GO): membrane
Molecular function (GO): myo-inositol:proton symporter activity
Source: RefSeq, a predicted model, not a curated record